Mixia osmundae IAM 14324 is the source of this 1069-nucleotide messenger RNA. RefSeq names its product carbohydrate esterase family 12 protein. Lineage: Eukaryota; Fungi; Basidiomycota; Mixiomycetes; Mixiales; Mixiaceae. The transcript is spliced from 4 exons. Gene Ontology annotation, molecular function: hydrolase activity. The coding region runs from base 201 to 944 and encodes 247 amino acids. The record is from RefSeq and is a predicted model, not a curated record.
GUUGCGUCAAAUGGCUCAAGAAUAGGCAGUAGAUCCAGGCACACAUUUGUUCACUAUUGCACCCUAACCACGAUACGAUCCUGGUCAUCAACGGAGAGAAUCGAUCCAUCGCGUUGCCUCGAAGCUCCUGCUCGAAUUUAGUUUCUGCCCUCGUGACCCAUGAACUCCUCCCUGCCCACUGACCUCGAGCCAAACGAGCGAUGUUGGUUAUCUUUGCCCUGCUCUCAGCCGUUUGUCUCGCAUUCGGCCAGAAGCUAUGGCUCCUUGGCGAUUCGACAAUGUCGAACCAUCAUGUCUUUGGCUUUGGCAACCAUCUCGUCAUGCUGCUCGACAUUCCCAUCAUCAAUCGCGCCGUACCCGGAACUUCCUAUCGCACUUGGACAGCGAGUGGCGGCUUUGCGAAAGUAGCCAAAGACAUUCAGCCCGGUGACUACGUUCUUCUUGAAUUCGGCAAGAACGAUCCUCAAAGUGCAAAGCAAUCGGGUGACUGCAAUACCGAGGGAAAAUGCGGUGAUAUCCUCACUUACACCCAAUACGCUCGCAAGGCUGUACAGCUUUUCAAGUCCGUCGAAGCCAGAGUGAUCAUCAGCGGACCUGUGCCGGAUGACAUGUACGCCUUUACGCCCAUAUUCGAAUGGACACCCUCGCGCUUUACGACUUUUGCCCAGAACGUUGCUCUGCACGAAGGCGUCAUGUUCAUCAAUCACGAAGCCACAACGGCGGCAUGGCAAAAAGAUGCCGGACGUCACUUUGUCGAUUCUUGCUAUCACGAUCGCGUGCACACCAACGCCAAAGGUGCGCCGUACCUCGCCGGUACAUUCGUAAGAGCUUUGAUCUGCGCCCACAACCCGCUAGCAUUGCGCAUCAAGAUCCCGCAUGAUCGUCUGCCGCCAUACUGCUCGCCCGAUCAAAUUCCUCUGCCUGAUCCGCGCGAAGUAGAUUAAGCAGCGCACAUUGCAUACAAUACUGUCUGCAUCUGGUCAUUUGUUUGAUCCAUUCUUGGGACCAUCGUUGACGAGCGUGGUCGUACUGUAGAGCUUGCCUGUGCACUUGCCAUUGUUCUCCGGAU